CCGGCCUGUAGUUCCGGGGUCUUGCAGGAGCGCUCUUUGGGAACAUGCUGUGUGUGAGAUAGUUACAGCCGAGGGAAAGAAGGUUCCCAGCAUGAUUCAGAUAGGAUUUCAUUGUGAUUGACAAUGAGCAUCAACUCUUCUGGAGAAAAUGUUGUGGAAACGGAGUCUCGCACAGAAAAUGGAGCUACCAUUGUAGCGGAGUCUAUUGCCAUAAUUAUUAUUGACAUUCUCAUCUGCCUUGGUAACCUCGUCAUUGUCAUCACCCUAUACAAGAAGUCCUACUUACUGUCUCUCAGCAAUAAGUUUGUGUUGAGCCUGACCCUUUCCAAUCUCCUGCUGUCUAUGCUGGUCCUUCCAUUUGUGGUUGUCAGCUCUAUUCUGAGAGAAUGGAUCUUCGGGGUGGUGUGGUGCAAUUUUUCUGCGCUCCUCUACAUGCUGAUAAGCUCUGCCAGUAUGCUGACAUUGGGAAUUAUAGCAAUUGACAGGUAUUAUGCAGUUCUUUAUCCAAUGGUAUAUCCUAUGAAGAUAACUGGAAACCGGGCAGUAUUGGCUAUAGCGUAUGUGUGGCUGCAUUCCCUCAUUGGAUGCCUUCCACCUCUUUUUGGUUGGUCGUCGCUAGAGUUUGAUCACUUUAAAUGGAUGUGCGUAGCCGCAUGGCACAAGGAAGCUGGGUACACCGCCUUCUGGCAGAUAUGGUGUGCUUUGCUACCCUUUAUCACUAUGAUGAUUUGCUAUGGGUUCAUCUUUCGAGUGGCUCGCAUAAAAGCACGAAAGAUACACUGUGGAACUGUUAUCGUUGUACAGGAUACUUCCCAAAAGAACGGGAGGAAGAAUUCCAGUACUUCGACAUCGUCUUCGGGAAGCAGGAGGAAUGGAUUUUCCAGUGUUGUCUAUUCUGCUAACCAAUGCAAAGCCUUCAUAACUAUACUGGUUGUUAUUGGGGCCUUUGUGCUUACCUGGGGGCCUUACAUGAUUGUUAUUAGCACUGAGGCCUUAUGGGGGAAAAACAGUGUUUCUCCUGUGAUAGAGACUAUGGCUACAUGGCUAUCCUUCACAAGUGCAAUUUGCCACCCUCUUAUUUAUGGACUUUGGAACAAAACGGUACGUAAGGAGCUUCUCAGCAUGUGUUUUGGCAACCGGUACAGAGAUCCCUUCCAUCAGCAGCACAGAACAUCACGGAUGUUCAGCAUUUCUAAUAGGAUAACAGAUCUUGGAUUAUCCCCACAUCUGACUGCCCUGAUAGCAAGUGGGAAGGAUUCAGAGAACCAAAGCACUACAACAAACACUGGUUUCAGCUACUCCAACGAUUCAGGUACUGAUGUCAUGCUACUUGACGACGGCAGCUCUGACAGUGCCCAGCACACUCGCAUCCUCUAUUCUAGACGGAAAAGUUCUGUUACUUUUGAAGAUGAAGUAGAACAAAAAAAUGAUGCUAAAAAGGCCCCAGCUGAGGAAACCCCAUCUACAGUAUCCUUAGAAUCCUUUGCCUGCAGUUUGGCCAAAACAAUUGAGAUGGAUGCAAAAAUCUGCUUGUUUGGAGAAGAUGUGUUGCAUACCCUCUCCAAUGUACAGCCCCUGCCUGGGAAUUCUGGGAUGAACCGAGGCAGCAGAAGUCAUGCCAUCCAGAAGCAAAGGCUUGUACUGCAAAGUAUCGAGGAAGGAACCACAUGACCUACUCAAUAAUACAUGCGCAGUGAUCAUAAGGAGGCCUUGACCGAGAAAGUAUUCAUAAAGCAUGUAUUUUAGGCAAAGGGAAAUCCAUUACUGGUGCCAUCUCCUUUUCUCCGCCACUUUCAUAUAUUAGAGAGCAGAAUGACCUCUCUAGCGCUGUAUAGUAAAAUUUGCUCUUUGCCUACACUAAGUGUUAAAGAGGCUUUGUCAGCAUGAUCAACCCUAUUAAACCAGACAUAGUGCCUGGUAGGGCUCAUCAUGCUGAUUAAAACAAUACCCUUCUUUUGUCUGUAUGCUAAACAGCUGCAGAAA
This is a messenger RNA of Bufo gargarizans (Asiatic toad), 1983 nucleotides long. It is a transcript of the gene GPR161, whose product is annotated as G protein-coupled receptor 161. The record is from RefSeq and is a predicted model, not a curated record. The transcript is spliced from 6 exons. Lineage: Eukaryota; Metazoa; Chordata; Amphibia; Anura; Bufonidae. Gene Ontology annotation, biological process: G protein-coupled receptor signaling pathway. Gene Ontology annotation, molecular function: G protein-coupled receptor activity. The coding region runs from base 124 to 1671 and encodes 515 amino acids. Gene Ontology annotation, cellular component: membrane; recycling endosome.